AUGUGUGCUGAUGCAGGGACGUACACAAUCGAAGCUCGAAACGAGUUCGGAUCAGCUCACGUUUUUACCACCGUUCGGGUUAGGGAAAGGGUAUGUCCCUGGGACCUUCGCGGCACUGAAGAACUUCUGGACGAACUGGAAAGGAAGCGAACAAGGAAACCACUCAGACAUGUUCCUGGCCGACUCCCAGAAGCACCCCGUGUGACAGAAGUGGGAAAGUCAUGGGUUUCAUUGUCCUGGUUGAAACCCGAUCGAAACGGAGGUGCUCCUGUCACUGCCUACAAAGUAGAAGCCUGCGCAGCCGAUGUGGAAGACAAGACGUGGAAGGAAGUUGGACUGUCGCCAGUAAGCCAGUAUGAAGCAUUCAAUCUGGAGCCGGAUCGGGAUUACCUGUUCCGGAUAACAGCUAGAAAUAAAUACGGCUGGGGAGAACCUGUGACGACGGUAUCCCCCGUACGACUUGGACAUCGGUCUCGUCUGCCGGAAUUCGUUCGCAUAUUGCCUGGCCAUCUCCGGCUCCUUAAAGGGUGGACCUUGAAACUACAGUGUCAGGUGAAAGGGAACCCGCCUCCUGUGGUGGCUUGGUUCCGGGAUGGGAUGCCAUUGUCAAAACACGAUGGUGACAGAUUUCAUUUUGAACAUGAUGAUGGCAUCUACAGUCUUAUGGUCCGGGACGUCCAGGUCUCGGAUCAUGGGAAAUACAUGUGUCAAGCACAGAAUGACGGAGGCCGGGUAACGACUCAUUCCGUGGUGUCCGUCGUGCAGGACCCCACUCUCCUCGACCAUGUCAACGUUCGAGAUCCGAUCUAUUCCAGGAUUUUGAGAACGGUCGACGAAGAGGCAUCAGCACCCAAGUUCUCUCUUCGCCUUCGAGAUAGGAGGGUUCAAGUGUCUCACCCCGUUCGUCUCACCUGUCAAGUACACUCCAAUCCAGAAUCUUUAGUCCAAUGGCUUCGAGAUGGACAGCUCCUCCGAGAAUCAGAGCAUAUAGUUUGCACCCGAGAGGGAAAUUUCGCCACCCUGGAGAUUCCAGUGGCAACAUACAACGAUGUCGGUGUAUAUACAGCACGUGCGUGCAACAAGCACGGUGCGACGGCGUGUCACGCUCGGCUCACAGUGGACUCCGGACUUCACGAACACAAGUGUCCUCGGUUUUCAUCGGCUUUCACGGAUGCGAAUCUGCCUGAAGGUGGCACCCUGGUCUUGGAAGCCACCAUUGAUGCUUAUCCGGCUGCCGGCGUGUGCUGGUGUAAGGAUGGGAAGCGGCUGCGAUGUUCGAGAAGGCAUCGGAUGAGGCUAGAGAAAGAUGGUUUUCUCUCUCUUUCCAUCACACCUCUACUCCCUCAAGAUGCUGGGGUUUACACCGCCACUGUUUCCAACUGCAUGGGUCGAACUUCCCAAUGCUUUCGACUGACGGUCACGUCUCCGGAGAUGGAUAGCUCGUCUGAUUAUCUCCCUCUCAAUGGGGAGGCAAAAGCUCCGGAGUUCUUGGUGAAACCGCGGUCUUCGGAAGUCUUCGAAGGAGACACUGUCGUCAUUCACUGCGAAGUGAUUGGGAACCCGAAGCCGGUCGUCUUUUGGCACCGUGAUUUCCUCAAUCCCGAUUACUACUUGAAUGCUGAGCAUUUCAUUCGUGUGGGUACGGGACCGACCUACCACUUGAAGGUUCCCUGCACUACUUUCGACGAUACCGGGACGUAUUCUGUGAUUGCCAGGAAUCCACUAGGAGAGGCCAGAGCUGUCAUUUCCCUCCAAGUCUAUGCCAGAGGUCAGGGGAAGGAGGGAGAGGCUGACGCUCCGAAAGUUAAGAUGAGUGAGGUAGAGAAGGCUCCGCAAGUGUUGGAGCCUUUGCGUGACCUCUAUUGCGGAGACGGUGACGAAGCUUCUUUCGAGUGCCGCGUUACGGGUGACCCUCCUCCGACUAUAGUCUGGACCAAAGAUGGAAAGCAAGGAGGUAAAUCACUCCCUCUCCGCGUGGGUGAGAUGACUGAAACCAUCAGGUUGAAAGCAUUUGCUUGUGCUGCAUCCGUGCCUCCUCCAUUUACCCAGAUCAUCAAGAACUGUCAUGGGUUCCGGUAUGAAGUGGAUGACGAAGUGGUUCGGCUUCGCAUUCGAGAGAUCUAUCCGGAAGAUGCCGGCCUCUUUGAAUGCCAGGCUUUAAAUAAUCUGGGCAAGGUCUCCACACAAGCUCGUCUCCAUGUGAACAGUAGUACAGGAGAUGAAGGACGUGUAUCCGGCAAGAGAAAAAUCAUGCCCCCUAAAUUCUAUUCAGUGCCCCAUAACAAGAUAGUGGAGGAGGGUGAUUCGGCCACAUUCUAUUGCUCAGUGGCAGGCUACCCGGUCCCGACAGUGACUUGGGACAAGGAUAACGUCUCCAUCAAGGAGGGUGAUCCCAAAUAUCACAUGAAGACCCGGAAGGACCUGCGAGUAUUGGAAGUGUGUCACGUGUGCCGGGAUGAUGCUGGCCUCUACAGAGUUACUAUCUCGAACAACUUCGGGCGAUGUCAAGCCUCUGCCCGUCUAGACGUCAUAUGUGAGUCCACCUCCCGUAAAAGCCUCGACCUUCCACCAGGGAAAUAUAUACUCGCACUGGGCCUCGGAUUGCGUUGCGAUUGCAGAAUUUGGGAGCAUCUCGAUAUUCCGUACCACCGCAAUUCUCUCGCCGGCACAGUAACGCCAGCAUCUGGAGUGGAGGAACGGCAUACUUCUCCUGUGAUAUCCGCGGUUCCUCUGUUCCAAGAACUAACUGGUACAGACCUCCAGUUCUCGAAUGCCUGUUCCAUGAAUGUAUGCAUGCAGCAGGCCUUGGAUCUUGGCAUCCCCAGCCAAGAUCAGAUGAAUGUUAUGAGAAAGCGUUUGCAUGGAGAGUGUUUAAUGGGAGAGUGGCGCAGCCAAAACGGAGUCCCCCUGGAGGAUUCGGAGAACAUCGUGACGAGUUUCGACGGCUUGACGGCGAGACUCACCCUCAGAGGAGUGAGCGAUGAGGAUGCGGGAGCAAUCACGUGCAAGGCCUUCAGUGCUGACGGGGAAGCAGAAUGCUCUGCCAGCCUCACCGUCGUAGAUCUACCCCGGAGAGGCGGGAUUGAUAAGAAACUCUCAGUCCCGAAGACGGUGGAAUCUUUGGACAAGAUGGCCAGUAAUGGUCCGAUUUCUCUGACGGGUGCUCCUCCUGAGUUUAUGCAGCGCCUUGUCGACCUUCUCGUACCCAACGGUGCGCCUGUUCUUCUCACGGUCCACGAUCAUCGAAAAGAAAUGGAAAUGAUAGAGUUUAUUCACCAAUUUGAUCAAUUAGGCACACCGCCUGUGGAAGUGAUAUGGGUGAAAAACGACGAGGAGAUAGUGCCAUGUGGAGACUUACAGUACCUCAGCGACGGGAAGGGGAAGUUCAGCCUCUUCAUACCUGAUCCCGUUCCAGAGGACUCAGGGAUUUAUUUCUGCGAGGCCUACAACGCUUUCGGAGAAGCGGAAACUUUCUGCAAUCUCACUGUAGCCAAUGGUAUGCAGUUGCAGUCUUCGAUAUGGAAGGGAAACCUCUAUCUUCGUUCGCAGGAAGAGAGACAUGCCGUGAAUUUUUCUUUUUGUGCAGAGCGGAAGUUGGAGAGAGGGGAAAUGCCAAUGAUUUUAGAUUUUCCGGAAUCACUGGUCGUGGCUGAAGGAGGAAACAUAUUGAUUGAGAUACAAGCUAAGGGUGUGCCUCGACCCACUGUGCAUUGGCUCCUCAAUGGACAGCUCAUUACUCCUUCUUCCAAAAACCAGAUCCAGCGCGACGGAUGCAUUCACAGGCUGUAUGUGAAUGAAGCAAGCUGCAUGGAUGCGGGGGAAAUACACUUGAUUGCCCAAAAUCGACACGGGACCGUGAGUCACUCGUGUAAACUGGUGUUGUUGAACAAGAAGAAUGCCAGGCAGCCCCCGCUCGAGCCAGAUCAGGCCUGGACAAACGUUGAGGACGUGAAUGUGAUGUCAUUGAACAAUGAGAGCCGACAGGAAAUCGAAACUGGGGGGAACCUGCCGGCCUCUAUUGCGUCGGGCCCCCAAAGCGUCACUGUACUUCGGGGUGAAGGUGUCACCUUGCAGGCUCACGUUGUUGGUGAUCCUCCACCUCUCGUUACCUGGUUCAAGGGGGGACGGGAAAUCGUAUCGAACGGACGUGUUGACAUCGAUACGUUCAACGAAGUGAGCACGUUGAGCAUUCAGCACGUGACAUCAGAUGAUAGCGGAAAAUAUCUUGUGAUGGUCGAUAACGGGAUUGGCUCUGAUUGUCGUCAUGCCUCGGUUGCUGUCGAAGGAGCACCAGAUCCACCAGCUGGGAGAGCUACAGGCGCAGUCAGUGGAGAAGACUCUAUCACUCUGGCUUGGUAUGGUUCUGCAUACGACGGUGGCAGUAUCAUCACCGGAUACAUCGUCGAAAUGAAAGAUGUCCAAGAUCCAGGUCAAACAUGGGUCGUCGCUUGUCACAAAUGCAACUCAACAUCGUACGUCGUGAAGGGACUGAUGCCAGGCGGGGAGUACGUGUUCAGGAUCCGAGCUCUAAAUGUUCAUGGAGUGAGUGCGCCAAGCGCAGAAUCCCAACCGCUGAAGCUGGAUUGGAGAAAGGCUCAGCGGAAAAUCAGCGAGGACAUGGAAGCUGAAAUUGCCCAGCCCUUUGAGCACCGGAUUAUACAAUUGGAGCCUGGGGAGGAAUUUGCGGAAAGGUACGAGGUUGAAGAAGAGGUUGGUCGUGGUCGCUUUGGGACUGUCUACAAAGUUACGGAAAAAACCACAAGGAAGAAGUUCGCCGCCAAGUUUAUAAAGUGCUUGAAGCUAAGAGAUAAGAGCAAAGUCCACGAAGAGAUCGAUAUUAUGAAUAUGUUGGAGCACCCGAAACUGCUCAUGCUCGCAGCUGCAUUCGAGAAACCACGGGAAAUCGUCAUGGUCAUGGAAUACAUCGGCGGGGGAGAACUGUUCGAAAGGGUCGUAGCAGAUGACUUCACGUUGACCGAGAGGGACUGCGUCCGGUUCAUGAAACAGAUCUGCGAUUCCGUUGGCUACAUGCACAAAUGCUCUAUCGUCCACCUGGAUUUGAAGCCGGAGAACAUCCUCUGUCAAUCCCGGACAUCUCAUCAUAUCAAAAUCAUCGAUUUCGGCCUGGCGAAACGCCUCUGCCCAGACGAAACGGUUAGGGUCAUGUUUGGCACUCCUGAGUUCAUCGCACCUGAAGUGAUAAGUUAUGAACCCAUCACCCUCGCCUGUGACAUGUGGUCCGUCGGCGUCAUCUGCUACGUCCUCCUGUCGGGGCUUUCCCCAUUCAUGGGAGACAACGAUGCCGAGACGUUUGCCAAUAUCACCAGGGCUGUAGUGGAUUUCGAGGAUGAGGCAUUUACAUACAUUUCCCAAGACGCUAAGGACUUCAUCACUUCUCUUCUAGUCAAGCGACCAGACAAACGAUUGACGGCAACAGAGUGCCUGCAGCAUCAGUGGCUUGCCCAAUGCGAGAAUAAGUUGAAGUCGGUGAAACUCUCCACGGACAAACUGAAAAAAUUCAUCAUCAGGCGCAAGUGGCAGAAAACGGGGAAAGCAAUCUUAGCUCUGGGGAGAAUGGCUCACUUGAGGCGGGCAUCGGAGAGCCGGCGUGGGAGUAGUACUUCCCCAUUGUCCAGUGUGGUAGAAGAGUCGUCGUCAGGACGAAGCACGCCCGUUCAAGAGAGACCCGAUACCCCGACUGAGGAUCUUCCCUCUCGCAAGAGUUUCCAGAGAUCCCAGCCGAUUUGUAUCACUGACACCUCCCUUUAUAACCCAGUGCUACAUUCUCCUGUAGAUUUAGAGGAAACUGGUGUUUGCUCCAAAACCCGCUCGCCGUCCAUAUACAGUGAACGUAGUGAUAGCGGCUUCAGUGAAUGUUCCUUACCUUCCUUGAAGAGCCGGACGUCCAUUCGUAGGGAGACAUCUAUCUUGGAAACGGACGAAGAUGUGCCGGAUGAUCCAUCCCGCAAGGAUUCUUUAGACAGUGAAAGACAGUUUUCUCUGGAACCUCCAGACAAAGCUGAGCCUUUCAUCCCUAAUGGACCCUUCCCUGGCCCUGGCAAUGACUAUGACACUGUUGCAGGUUCUCGAGGUCACCAGCUUGAUGUCCAGCGACAGAAAAUCAGCAUGAGCAAGGUGGCACCCAGUAUCUACUCAUCGCUGAAACAUUCCUCAUAACACCUAUGUCAUGAUCAUACGCUUACCCAGGAAUACAUCUGCAGUAGAGAGUGAAAGAACUGCUAUCCUACUGGAAUCAAGUUUCGAUGUCACCUCAGCGCCUUAAUUUCUUCCAAAUCCAAUGAACUCUCGUGUUUACGCUUAUAGCAUCUUUGCUGUGUGUAGCAUCCAGUGAUAAAAAUGUCAAAGCCAUUCAGAAUAUCAGAACUUGGUGUCGCUUUCACAUGUGGAAGUCAUAAAAAUGAUAUCUCAUCAUUUAUGUGGUAUGUUCUAUAUCAUCAAGUCAUUACCAAUAAAGCAAG
Darwinula stevensoni is the source of this 6479-nucleotide messenger RNA. The record is from the annotation of a GenBank genome assembly. Lineage: Eukaryota; Metazoa; Arthropoda; Ostracoda; Podocopida; Darwinulidae.